GGCGGAACCAAAAUAACAACUCGUAUCCAACGUCGUAACUUGACAGUGUGACACCCAGCGGAAGUAAACAACGGAGUUAGCGGGGGAAAGAUGUCACGUUAGUCGUCUUCGCGGAGGUAAAACAACAAUGUCGUCAGUUGAGAACAUGAGAAACUUUGUCCACGAGCGGCUGACUGCUGCUGCGGAAGAAAUAUUCGGAGUUUUUGAAAAAACUAUCUUCGAGUACCAGGAAGAGGUCGACCGUCAGCGCAGACUGCUGGACAUCGUUUGGAAACCUGAAAUAAAGCUACGCAGAACAGAGCUCCCAAAGCAACAUGUCUGUAAGGAUGAGGAGGAGAAGGAAGAAGAGGUUCUCUCUGAGCAGCAGCUCUGUAUUCAGGAGAGGAGCUCCAGUCUGGACCAAGAGGACCCAGCGCCUCCACAGACCAAGGAACAAGAGGAACUCUGCACCAGUCCGGAGGGAAAGCAGCUUGAGCUGAAGCAGGAGAAGGAGACCUUCAUGUUGACUCCUACUCAUGAGGAAACGGACCACAGUGAGCCAGAACCCACAACUGAGCACCAGCUCGUAGCUGAGAGCCCAGAUCGUAAAGGAAGUGAGCAUGAAGACUCUGAAUCAACCAGAAAUCCAGAGCCAGAACCAAAGAAAAUAGAUCCCAAAAAUAGAAGUCACUGUGACGAUGAGAACUUGUUAAAGAUUCCCAAUGAUACUCAAAUCGGGAAAGCACUUUUCCAAUGUGAUACUUGUGGAAAAACAUUCAAGUGCAGGUCAGCUUUGUCUACACACCUGAGAACACACACAGAGCUCCCAGAGCAACAUGUCUGUAAGGAGGAGGAAGAAGAAGAGGUUCUCUCUAAGCAGCAGCUCUGUAUUCAGGAGAGGAGCUCCAGUCUGGACCAAGAGGACCCAGCGCCUCCACAGACCAAAAAGGAACAAGAGGAACUCUGCACCAGUCCGGAGGGAAAGCAGCUUGAGCUGAAGCAGGAGAAGGAGACCUUCAUGUUGACUCCUACUCAUGAGGAAACGGACCACAGUGAGCCAGAACCCACAACUGAGCACCAGCUCGUAGCUGAGAGCCCAGAUCGUAAAGGAAGUGAGCAUGAAGACUCUGAAUCAACCAGAAAUCCAGAGCCAGAACCAAAGAAAAUAGAUCCCAAAAAUAGAAGUCACUGUGACGAUGAGAACUUGUUAAAGAUUCCCAAUGAUACUCAAAUCGGGAAAGCACUUUUCCAAUGUGAUACUUGUGGAAAAACAUUCAAGUGCAGGUCAGCUUUGUCUACACACCUGAGAACACACACAGAGCUCCCAGAGCAACAUGUCUGUAAGGAUGAGGAGGAGGAGGAAGAAGAGGUUCUCUGAGCAGCCGCUCUGUAUUCAGGAGAGGAGCUCCAGUCUGGACCAAGAGGACCCAGCGCCUCCACAGACCAAAAAGGAACAAGAGGAA
Pseudoliparis swirei is the source of this 1442-nucleotide messenger RNA. Its product is annotated as ras-responsive element-binding protein 1-like. Lineage: Eukaryota; Metazoa; Chordata; Actinopteri; Perciformes; Liparidae. The record is from RefSeq and is a predicted model, not a curated record. Gene Ontology annotation, biological process: regulation of transcription by RNA polymerase II. Gene Ontology annotation, molecular function: RNA polymerase II cis-regulatory region sequence-specific DNA binding; DNA-binding transcription factor activity, RNA polymerase II-specific.